AUGUCAGGGCUACAGGUGCCACACACUCGGCAUGUGUUCUUGUCUAUUGGGUCUUCCGUGACGAUCAGAGGGACGACUCUCCUCCCUUUCGUCAAGGACCCCCAGCUGCAGGUGGAUUUCCACACUGGGACAACCGAGAAGUCGGACAUCGCCUUCCACUUCCGAGUGUACUUUGGCCACUUUGUGGUGAUGAGCAGCCGUGAGGAUGGGAGCUGGAAGGGUCAGGUGUGGUCUUCCCACAUGCCCUUCGCGGACGGCAAAGCAUUCGUCCUGCGCAUCCUGGUGCUGCACAAUGAGUACCAGGUGGUGGUAAACGGCCAACACUAUUACAGCUUUGCCCAUCGACUCCAGCUAGGGGAUGUGAGGAUGGUGCAGGUGUGGAGAGAUGUCUCCUUGACUUCAGUGGAUUACGCCUAG
Molecule: messenger RNA, 417 nt
Organism: Propithecus coquereli (Coquerel's sifaka)
Lineage: Eukaryota; Metazoa; Chordata; Mammalia; Primates; Indriidae
Gene: CLC
Product: Charcot-Leyden crystal galectin
Exons: 4
Coding region: 1-417 (138 amino acids)
Molecular function (GO): carbohydrate binding
Source: RefSeq, a predicted model, not a curated record